AUGGCUGCAUUGGGACAUCUUCAAGCUCUUACUGUUCUCAACUUGUCCAACAAUGCUCACACUGGGAAAAUCCCAUCUUCUAUAGGUGACCUGAGGCAAUUAGAGUCAUUAGAUUUGUCGAGGAACAACCUCAUUGAGUCAAUUCCAACCCCACUAGAGCAACUCACCUUCCUUUCAUUCCUAAAUCUAUCAUUUAAUCAGCUUGUUGGAAGGAUACCAAAGGCUAAUCAAUUUCAAACAUUUUCAGCAGAUUCCUUUAUUGCUAAUAAAAGACUUUAUGGAUUCCCUUUGACGACAAAAUGCUUGUUUGAAGUGGGAAUUGAAACUUUGUUGCCUAAUACAGUGAAAGACCAUAAGAGCAUUGAUUGGAAUCUAUUGAGUGUUGAACUUGGAUUCGCUAUUGGGUUUGGUAUUGUCUUUGGGCCACUUUUGUUCUGCAAGAGAUGGAGGGCAUGGCACUAUAAAUGUGUUGAUGAUAUUUUUUCUAGGUUCUUUCCCUCAGCUGUGUCAAAUAAGUGUCUGGAUAAUAAGAUAUCCGUUUCUCUAUUUGAGGGUUCUGUUUGUGCCGAUUGA
Messenger RNA from Humulus lupulus (European hop), 573 nucleotides. RefSeq names its product receptor-like protein 18. Lineage: Eukaryota; Viridiplantae; Streptophyta; Magnoliopsida; Rosales; Cannabaceae. Gene Ontology annotation, molecular function: protein binding. The record is from RefSeq and is a predicted model, not a curated record. Bases 1 to 573 code for a protein of 190 amino acids. The transcript has 3 exons.